This is a messenger RNA of Aspergillus homomorphus CBS 101889, 1152 nucleotides long. RefSeq names its product D-galactonate dehydratase. NCBI's taxonomy places the organism in Eukaryota, Fungi, Ascomycota, Eurotiomycetes, Eurotiales, Aspergillaceae. The transcript has 4 exons. Gene Ontology annotation, molecular function: galactonate dehydratase activity. Gene Ontology annotation, biological process: amino acid catabolic process; D-galactonate catabolic process. The coding region runs from base 1 to 1152 and encodes 383 amino acids. The record is from RefSeq and is a predicted model, not a curated record.
AUGGCCCGCAUCAAAACCGUCGAGUAUUUUAGGGUGAAACCCCGAUGGUUAUUCGUUAAGAUCACCGAUGAUGAAGGUCAGUUCGGCUGGGGCGAGGCCACACUGGAAGGACACACACUGGCCGUGGAAGGAGCCCUGAAUGAGAUCAUAGCUCGGGUGGUUGGCUACGAGGCAGAUGACAUCGAGCAUAUCUGGCAAACCAUCUGGCGACUGGGAUUCUACCGCGGGGGCCCCGUGUUCAUGUCCGCCUUGUCUGGAAUCGACAUUGCGCUCUGGGAUCUGAAAGGCCGUCGACUGGGUGUACCCGUGUACCAGCUGUUGGGCGGCAAAGUACGCACCAAGAUCCAAGUCUACGCCUGGAUCGGAGGCGACAGACCGAGCGACGUGGAGAUUGCUGCAAAAGCACGAGUCGAGCAAGGGCUGAAGUGCGUCAAAAUGAACGCCACCGAGGAUAUCAACUGGCUAGACUCGCCGGCCAUUCUAGAUUCGUGCAUCGAGCGCAUCAAGCAGGUAAAAGCUUUGGGGCUGGAUGUAGGACUGGACUUCCACGGCCGUCUGCACCGCCCGAUGGCGAAGCAGCUUGCCAAAGCGCUUGAGCCGUACCGUCCCUUGUUCAUCGAGGAGCCCUUACUGGUGGAGCAUCCGGAGGCCAUCAAGCAGCUGUCCCAGCAGACCAGCAUCCCGAUUGCGCUGGGAGAGCGUCUGUACACGCGGUGGGACGCCAAGCGGUUCCUGGAGGAUGCGUCAGUUGAUAUCCUCCAGCCGGAUAUUGCUCAUGCGGGGGGUAUCUCGGAGACCAAGCGCAUUGCCACGAUGGCGGAAACGUAUGAUGUGGCGAUCGCGCCGCAUUGUCCUUUGGGACCGAUUGCCCUGGCAGCAUCAAUGCAGGUGGCCACGUCCACGCCCAACUUCGUGAUUCAGGAGAUGUCACUGGGGAUGCACUAUAACGUUGAAGCGGGAGACAUCGAUCUGACUAGCUACCUUGUAGACGCCUCUGUAUUCGAUAUCGAUGGAGGCUAUGUGACGGUGCCGAAGGGCGCGGGACUGGGGAUCGAGAUUAACGAAGAGCUGGUGAGGAAGAUCAGUCGGGAAAGUGAGCCGUGGCUGCCGAAAGAAUUCUACGGACCUGACGGAGGAAUCCGCGAGUGGUAG